GACGUUGGUGGUCAUUGGCGGUAGUGCAGGCGGAAGCUGGCCACCUGUUGGGGUCAUCGAGGUAUAUACGUCGUCUCACCUCAUCUCGUCAACUUGACCAUCGAAGUCCACCAGUUCCUGGAAAGUUUCCAGUCACGGCGUUGCUUUUGUCGCUAGCAAGAGCGCAAGUACAUGGAUAAACUAAAGAAGGUGCUGAGCGGUGAAGAUGAGGAUAAUAACACGGACGAGAGCGGAAUACUGGAGAGAGCCAGUCAGGCAUCGACGUUGGCCUGGGGGACAAGGAUGAAAGGCUUCCUACUGUGUUUCAUUUUGGGGAUUCUGUGCUCCAUUCUGGGCACAUGUAUGCUGUGGUUGCCUGGGUUUGGUCUCGCUGUGUUCGCUGUCAUGUACAGUGUUGGAAACCUCUGCGCUUUAUCCAGCACCAUGUUCCUGAUAGGACCGUGCAGACAGUUAAAGAAUAUGUGUGCUAAAGAACGAGCGUUGGCCACGACCAUCAUGCUGGUAUGUCUGGUGCUGACGUUGUGUUCAGCUUUUUGGUGGAAUAACAACGGCCUUGCCUUGCUCUUCUGCGUCUUGCAGUUUGUGGCGUUCAGUUGGUAUGGCCUGUCUUACAUCCCAUUUGCCAGGGACGGCAUCAUCAAAUUGUGUUCCAUCUGUUUCUAAAAUAUCCGAGUGCCCAUUCAGGAUGCUGCAAGUCUUCAGGCCAGCUGUCAGGUGUGCUUUCCAAAGGGGAAAAAUUCUGUCUGUAUAUCCUCUGUGUUACUUGUCUGCCUGUUUUCAGCAUGAAAUGUCUUUUUUUUUUUUUCAAAUAAUAUGCCCACUUUUUUUCCUUUUCAAUGAUCUAUUAUUUAUUCUACAAAUGUUUUUACAUUUCACAGCAGGUUUUUACAUGUUUUAUCUAGUAUGCUUCUUUGUUAUCAGUUACGUAAUUGUUCAUUUAUUAAAGAACAUACAGGGUCAACCUGUAUUCAGUGUAUCGUGGUAGGACAGAAUUCUCAUCUCAAAGUGCCAUUUUUUUGCAUGUACUGUAAAGGGGCAUAAUGACUAGCUUUGUAUAAUCUACUUGACGGUCGGUGCGGGAUUCAUUCUCAUUCUGCUUCUGAAUGUCCAGAUAUUUCAGAACAAAGUGUCCAUUUCAUUUUUGGGAAUAUUUAUCGAAGUCUAUUUUAAGAACAUUUUUUU
Hippocampus comes (tiger tail seahorse) is the source of this 1182-nucleotide messenger RNA. Its product is annotated as vesicle transport protein SFT2B-like. Lineage: Eukaryota; Metazoa; Chordata; Actinopteri; Syngnathiformes; Syngnathidae. The record is from RefSeq and is a predicted model, not a curated record. Bases 172 to 663 code for a protein of 163 amino acids. The transcript has 8 exons. Gene Ontology annotation, biological process: vesicle-mediated transport. Gene Ontology annotation, cellular component: membrane.